Molecule: messenger RNA, 2139 nt
Organism: Papaver somniferum (opium poppy)
Lineage: Eukaryota; Viridiplantae; Streptophyta; Magnoliopsida; Ranunculales; Papaveraceae
Product: beta-fructofuranosidase, soluble isoenzyme I-like
Exons: 7
Coding region: 39-1997 (652 amino acids)
Biological process (GO): carbohydrate metabolic process
Molecular function (GO): beta-fructofuranosidase activity
Source: RefSeq, a predicted model, not a curated record
GAUCUCUCUUUUCACAUUUCUCCCUAGAUUGCGAAAUUAUGGACUACAUCGACGCAUUUGGGAAGUUUGAAAAUCUUAGUGAAGAAACAUACUCAUCUUCUCAUUCCUACACUUCUCUACCAGCUAGUGAUGAAACAAGAAUUGUUGGAGGAAAUCUCUUGAAACCCAAGAAAAAGGGUCUCAUAGUUGUUUUAUCCGCUGUUAUGUCAUUAGCAUUAUUCGGUGUAGUUUUACUCGGGAAAUCGAGAACAACAACAUCUUCAUCGCCACUAGUUGUCGAUGAAACAAUAGUAAGCAGAGGAGUGACAGAAGGAGUGUCCGAAAAAGCGUUCCUACAGUUUUAUGGAGAUGGUGAUACAGAUGGGAAGAUUAUUUCGUAUCCAUGGACAAACUAUAUGUUAUCCUGGCAAAGAACAGCUUAUCAUUUUCAACCAGAGAAAAACUGGAUGAACGAUCCUGAUGGUCCAUUGUUCUACAAGGGGUGGUACCAUCUAUUUUAUCAAUACAAUCCAUAUGGAGAAAUUUGGGGAAACAUUGUCUGGGGCCAUGCUGUAUCACGAGACCUGAUUCACUGGUUAUAUCUCCCAGAAGCUAUGGUUCCUGAUCACUGGUAUGACAGUAAUGGUGUCUGGACCGGCUCAGCGACUCUUCUACCUGAUGGUUCCAUUGUCAUGAUUUACACAGGAUCAACAAAUGAAUCCGUUCAAGUCCAAAAUGUUGCAUUUCCUGUUAACUUAUCUGACCCACUUCUCAUCAAGUGGGUCAAAUACUCAGGUAAUCCGAUUCUGUACCCGCCGCCAGGUAUCGGACUAAAAGACUUUCGUGAUCCCACCACAGCGUGGUACACACCAAAAAAGAAGUGGAGGAUAACAGUUGGUUCGAAACUCGGUACUACAGGGACUUCUCUAGUAUAUGAAACUGUAGACUUCCUUAACUAUACAUUGUUAGAUAAAGUUUUACAUAAAGUUCCGGACACCGGAAUGUGGGAAUGCGUCGACUUUUAUCCAGUGUCAAUGACCGGAGAUAAUGGGCUCGACACCUCCGUAAACGGACCUGGAGUCAAGCAUGUAUUGAAAGCUAGUUUGGAUGAUAUUAAAAAAGAUUAUUAUGCAUUGGGAAGUUAUGAUGUCGUCAGUGAUGUUUGGACACCAGAUGAUGCUGAGAUGGAUGUGGGGAUUGGACUUCGUUAUGACUACGGGAAGUUCUAUGCGUCAAAAACAUUUUAUGACCAGAAAAAGAAGAGAAGAAUAUUAUGGGGCUGGAUUGGUGAGACUGAUAGUGAACAUACUGAUAUUGAGAAGGGUUGGGCAUCAGUUCAGGCUAUUCCAAGAACGGUGUUGUUUGAUGGCAGAACCACGACCAAUUUACUUCAAUGGCCAGUUGAAGAGCUGGAAAGUUUAAGAUUGAACAGUUUAGAGUUUAACAAUAUUGACAUCCAAACUGGGUCACUGGUACCUCUAGAUGUUGGCACUGCUACGCAGCUAGACAUAACAGCGGAAUUUGAGAUAAAUGAGAAAUCUUUAGAUGGAAUGACGGAAGAAGCUGACGUAGGGUAUAAUUGCACCACCAGUGGGGGUGCUGCCGGAAGAGGCAGAUUGGGUCCAUUUGGGCUAUUGGUUCUUGCAGAUAAGACUCAAUCCGAACAAACGGCUGUGUAUUUUUAUGUUGCGAAGGAUAUAUAUGGAGACCUCAAGACUUUCUUCUGCACCGACGAAUCUAGGUCUUCAGAGGCUAAUGACGUAGGUAAACAAGUUUAUGGGAGCAUAGUUCCUGUACUCGAUGGAGAUAAAUUAUCUAUGAGAAUACUGGUCGAUCACUCUAUAGUAGAAUCAUUUGCUCAAGGUGGACAAACAUGUAUAACUGCUCGCGUGUAUCCCACAAAAGCUAUUUAUGACGCAGCUCGAUUGUUCCUCUUCAACAAUGCUACAAAAAUAAAUAUCAAGGCCACUUCAAUCAAGAUAUGGCAAAUGGAUUCUGCAUUCAUUCGCCAAUACUAAGACACCAUGAACGGUUGUUUAGUAUAUUAAUAGUGUGUUGUAGAGAACUGGAGUUGGGAUGGCCACCCAAGCCCAUGUUUAAUUGAAUAAUAAUUGUGUAAGUUAAAAAUAAGGGAAAUAAAUAGACGAUAUGGAUUGAAUC